AGAUCUGUUGUACCUGAAAUUAUGCGUGCUGCUUUUAAUUAUAACAGUCAGAUUAAUUACAGUAUGUACGGAUAUAUUGGAAUAAUGGACGCAAUAUGUCCACAUUGUGAUGCGGCUAAAUUUCCAGGUGAAACGCCCUGCAUGUGUUGUGCUAAUGGCAAAGUGAGAUUACCACCAUUAGAAACUCCACCCGAACCAUUGUCUUCAUUAAUUUUUGGGACUUCUGAAAAUUCGAAGCUCUUUUUGAGUCAUAUUCAACAAUACAAUUCGGUAUUUCAAAUGACUUCUUUUGGUGCUACUAACAUUAUUAGAGAUAAUUUUAUGCCGACGUUUAAGAUUCAGGGCCAAAUUUAUCAUCAAGCUGGUUCGUUAUUGCCAUACCCCGACGCUGAUUAUCAAUUUUUGCAAAUUUAUUUUAUUGGUGAUGAAAAUCGUGAAUUGGAUCAACGUUCUGCAAUUGCUUUGAAUACAAGAUGAGAAAUUAUUUGUGUGCUACAAAGGUUUUUCCAUCAGCAUAAAGCAUUAGUUCAAUUGUUCAAAAUUGCUCUCGAUCGUAUGCCC
Molecule: messenger RNA, 561 nt
Organism: Bactrocera neohumeralis
Lineage: Eukaryota; Metazoa; Arthropoda; Insecta; Diptera; Tephritidae
Exons: 2
Coding region: 22-477 (151 amino acids)
Source: RefSeq, a predicted model, not a curated record